Molecule: messenger RNA, 948 nt
Organism: Neomonachus schauinslandi (Hawaiian monk seal)
Lineage: Eukaryota; Metazoa; Chordata; Mammalia; Carnivora; Phocidae
Gene: TSBP1
Product: testis expressed basic protein 1
Exons: 4
Source: RefSeq, a predicted model, not a curated record
AUGGCUAUGAUCAAGAACACAAAAGUGGACAGCUCUGGAAAAAUCACACUAUCUCCUAUGGUUAUAUUUCCAGGUUACAUGGAUGCAGAACUUGCAAAAAAAUCAGAUUUCAAGGCCAAGAUUCUAAAAAAUGGAGCCACUAUAAAGUCUGAGAGCAGCCAAGAAGAAAACAAGAAAACAUUAAAGAAAGAAAUCACAGAUUCUGAUGAAUCCUUGACAUCAAGGCACAAACCAGAGUCAAAAAGCAAAGCAAAAGGCACUGAGUUGGAGAAAGGCAAGAUAGGAAUGGAGGUCAAGGAAAAGGAGAGUGACACCAGGAUACUAAAAGAGGAAGACCAAGUAAAGGUGAGUGACAUGGGAAUACCACAAGAACAGGAGGCCCAAGUAGAGAUGAAUGAUACCGGAAUACCACAAGAACAGGAUGACCAAGUAAAGAAGAGUGAGUCUGGAAUACCACAGGGACAGGGAUCCCAAGUAAAGAAGAGUGAGUCUGGAAUAAAACAAGGACAGGGAUCUCAAGUAAAGAGUGACACCAGAAUACCACAAGGACAGGAGUCCCAGGUAGAGAAUAGUGAAGCUGGAAUACCCCAAGGACAGAAGUCCCCAGUAGACAAUAGUGAGUCUGGAAUACCACAAGUUCAGGGGCCUCGAGUAAAGAGAGAGAGUUCUGAGGAUCAAGGAAAGCAGGGAGAUGCAAAGAAGAAGACAGAUACAGAAGAAAAUGAUGCUAUGAAGAAAAGUGAUGAAGGAAAGCACAAAGUUAAAGGAAAGAAAGAAUCAGAACUUAAGAGGAAAAAAAAAGUUCAGUAAGAAGCAAAGACAAGUAAGGGAAGAAAGUACAACAAAAAGAUGGAAAGAGUAAGGGCAAAUAAAAUGAAAGCUCAUAAGUCAACUGAUUAUUAUGAUUCCCAUCCUCCAGAUGCAAGUCACAACCCAGUUAUUGCUUAA